AAGAAAACAUUCAGCUGCUCUGAGUGUGGGAAAGCUUUCACUUAUAGUGGAACCCUGAAGAGACACAUGAUGACUCAUUCUGGAGAAAAACCUUUUAGCUGCUCAGUCUGUAAGAAAUCUUUUUCGCUGAGUGAAAAUUUUGAGUCACACAUGAUGACUCACACAGGAGAGAAGCCUUUUAGCUGCUCAGUUUGUAAGAAAUCUUUUACACAGAGAGGAAGUUUACGGACACACAUGAUAACUCACACAGGAGAAAAACCUUUCAGCUGCUCAGUCUGUAAGAAAUCUUUUACACAGAGAGGAAAUCUAAAGGCACACAUGAGAAUCCACACAGGAGAAAAACCUUUUAGCUGCUCUGAGUGUGGUAGAGCUUUCUCUGAUAGUGGAAACCUGAAGAACCACAUGAGAACUCACACAGGAGAGAAACCUUUCAGCUGCUCAGUUUGUGAUCAAAGAUUUGGCUGCAAGACAAAUCUGAAGACUCACAUGAGAAUCCACACAGGAGAGAAACCGUUUAUUUGCUCUGAGUGUGGGAAAAGAUUUAACGACAACUCAAGUCUGAGGAGACACAUGAGAACUCAUACAGGAGAGAAAGCUUUCAGCUGCUCAAUCUGUAAGAAGUCUUUUACACAGAGUGGAAGUUUAAAGAAACACAUGAGAACUCAUACAGGAGAAAAAGCUUUCAGCUGCUCAGUCUGUAAGAAAUCUUUUAGACUGAGUAGCCAUUUAAAUUAUCACAUGAAACAACAUACAGGAGAGGAACCAUCUACUUCCUGUGUUAGUGACAUCAGAAAGCAGCAGGAGUGGAGCUCCAGUGUGGACCAGGAGCAGCCAGAGAAUCUCAGCCAGGUUGGAGCUCUCUGAACCAUAGAAAUAAAAUGGAUAGAAAGGCCAUUUCCAUUCAGAUCAACGUAGCAUAAUGGUCAGAGUGGCAGCCAUUUUUAUGUGUACCAUUGCCAUGGUAACGUUUAAACUUCAGCACAAGCCGACUUCCAGCGAGUCGCGGAGCUGAGGCUAAAUGAGUCAAAUUAACUUUAUGCUUCAUCCACACAAAGCACACGCUAUCGCCACGAGUAACAGCUUUAUUCGGCUCGUUUUCUGUGAGCGAUGUGGUGAGUUGGUGACGUUAAGGCGGAGUUAGUAAGCUAAUGUUAGCCAAAUAACAAUUGUUCUCCGGCUGGCUGGUUCCGCCGUGCUGUCAUGCUGCAUCGGUUACAGAGAAUGAGCUGAACAGCGGGCUAGGUCCAAUGUCGGACUGGUAUCAAAAAACGGCCCUGGCAUUUGCAACACACCGUCCCAAUUUUCAAACCACACCAACCUCACCCAAACAUUGAGAUUAAAAGCUCCAAAAAACAUACAGAGAAUGCAAAAAUGUAGAACACACACUGAAAGGAAACGCAUUACUAUUGCUACAGUCGGUGACAUAUGCCAACAACAAUUUAACAUCUAAGAGCGUCGGCAGAUCUACGACAUGAUAUGCUGCACUAAAG
Sander lucioperca (pikeperch) is the source of this 1490-nucleotide messenger RNA. Its product is annotated as gastrula zinc finger protein XlCGF8.2DB-like. Bases 67 to 864 code for a protein of 265 amino acids. Gene Ontology annotation, molecular function: DNA-binding transcription factor activity, RNA polymerase II-specific; RNA polymerase II cis-regulatory region sequence-specific DNA binding. Gene Ontology annotation, biological process: regulation of transcription by RNA polymerase II. Gene Ontology annotation, cellular component: nucleus. The transcript has a single exon. Lineage: Eukaryota; Metazoa; Chordata; Actinopteri; Perciformes; Percidae. The record is from RefSeq and is a predicted model, not a curated record.